Molecule: messenger RNA, 5529 nt
Organism: Penaeus vannamei (Pacific white shrimp)
Lineage: Eukaryota; Metazoa; Arthropoda; Malacostraca; Decapoda; Penaeidae
Source: RefSeq, a predicted model, not a curated record
GGCAUGGUCGUCCAGGAUGACUACCAAGUACCACAGAUGCCUGAGGUGGUAGCCAAGUCGGGCUAUGCACUGUUAUACUUUUAUUCAGAUGCAGCUUACAACCUAACAGGAUUCUCAAUAUCUUAUACAGUUGCUGGUUGCCCCACCACAGUUGUUGGCGAGGAAUGCUCAAGCAGAGGUGCUUGCCUGGAUGGGGAAUGUACUUGUGAUGCAGGCUGGGGGGGACCUGCCUGCUCGGUGCCAGUUUGCCCAGAAGGCUGUUCAGGCAACGGUCAAUGCAAACCGGAGGAACACCGCUGCCAGUGCCAUCAGGGAUAUACAGGUGCAGACUGCAGUCAAGUCAUAGAGGAGGGAUGGUGGGAAGUGGUCAGCCACGACAUCACCAGCCAGCUGAAAAAAGCAAAUCCGUUCUCCUCCAUGCUAGAGCGAGGGUCACAUGCCACUGUCCUUAUCAAUAAUGCAAUCUGGGUCAUAGGGGGAUAUUCCUUCACAGAAAAGCCUUUUGUUUUAAAAUACAAUAUUACAGAAGACACUUGGAGAGCUUUGGAGAGUCGAAGUAUAAAGAAACCAGCCUCCAGAUAUGGGCAUUCUGCGGUGGUGUAUAAUGGAUCGAUAUACAUGUAUGGAGGCAUGAAGGAGGAUGGAACCAUCACACGAGAGUUCUGGCAGCUUGACACCUCCUCUCUGGCCUGGUCGCUGGUCCCAACGGAAAAGAGUUCCAGAGGAGGCAAGAGUCGGAAUGGGCGCAAGGGGAGACUAGGGCGUCGAGAAGGAAACAGACGCAACAACAGAAGUGGGAGAAGCCGAGAAAAUAGGCAGGAGAACAUCAGUAGCCGAAGAGAAGGGAGAGAGGGGAGAGAAGGAGAUGAGGAGGAGUUUGGAGAGGAGGAUGGAGAGGCAAACGAUCAUUCACCAAAGAGGGAGAAUGGGAGUGAGGCGGGAGGUUGCUUGUCAUCGUCGCCUGGGCCCUGUGCACCCAUACCCUGUGUAGGGCAUGCGGCGGUGGUGGUGCAGAAGGUGAAGAAGAAUGUUAUGCUCGUCAUCUUUGGGCAUUCCUCCAGAUAUGGAUAUUUAAACACAGUCCAAGAGUUUGAUUUCGAGCAAGGCAACUGGGAAACCAUAGAAACACGAGGUGCAGUGGUGAGUGGUGUUUAUGGUCACACGGCCGUCUGGGAUCCUGUGACCUCUCUUGUUUACGUCCAUGGUGGUCUGCAUUCCAUCACUUCCACCAGUCAAGUUGUGCCCUAUUUGAUGACUUAUGAUCCUGUCAAACACAUAUGGAAACUACGAACCCCGGCUCCAGUGCCUCGGUUCUUGCAUUCUGCCGUCCUUUUUAAAGGUUUAAUGCUGGUGUUCGGAGGAAAUACGCAUAAUGACACAGCCUAUUCUUACGGUGCAAAGUGUUACAGUGCAGACUUUUUGGCCUACGACAUAAGCUGUAAUUCAUGGCAUACAAUGCGCAAACCCCCCAACCUGUACCUUGAUGUUGCUAGGUAUGGACACACAGCAGUGUUUCACCAGGAGGAGAUGUACAUUGUUGGAGGCUUCAACGGCAAAAUGUUGGGCUCUGUGCUGAAAUACCAUCCAGGAGACUGUGAAACCGGGUUAACAUCAAGUGAAAAGUGUUUGACAGCAUACCCAGGUGUUAAGUGUGUAUGGAAUAGGAUCUUAACACGCUGUGAGUCAAUUGAUUUAAAAGAUAAAAAAGCUUACGAUGUAUGCCCUGCAGUGACAGCAAAACAUAAUUUCACUGCGCUGUGCAACAGCCAAACGUCUUGCCAUUCUUGUGUCUUCAAUACCUACAACUGCUUCUGGUGUAGUAGCUCCUGCACGGAUAAUAAGUGUACAGAAUACACAAAGGGUGUGGUGAGUGAGGAAGGCUGUGAGGAUGGCUUGCGGUCACGAUGCAAAGCGCUCAGCACCUGCCCCUUGUGUCGGGCACACCAGCACUGCGACUGGGUGGAAAAACAGUGUGUUCCAGCACCCAACAGGACAAUGACAACUGCUCUUACUAAUGGAGCGGCUGGAGAGGCUAAUCCCAGCCUUGGCUCGGAGAAUACUCUACAAACAGUGCAGAUAGAUAGAGACAUGGCUAGUGGUACAGGGGCCACGUUGCUCUCUCACAAGCCUUGUCAGCCUACCUGUGCACAGAGGACAUCAUGUACAAACUGCACACAGAGUUCGUGCAUGUGGUGCUUCAAUCAGCAGCGGUGUGUCAAGAAUAAUUCCUAUUUGGUCAGUUUCCCCUACGGUCAGUGUAGAGAAUGGACAACAGAAUCCAAGAGGUGCAUGGAUGUGGAGCCUGGAAUGAGCCGCUGCAGCAUCCACCAAACAUGUGAGAAAUGCCAAGCAGACGUUGCAUGCGGUUGGUGCGAUGACGGAAGUGGUACAGGAAUUGGCACCUGCAUGGAGGGUGGUCAGAGAGGCCCCAUUAACCCAGUUACCAAAGCCACUCAGAGGAAGAAGUGCCCCAGUCCGAACUGGUAUUUCACCCAGUGCCCAUUAUGCAAUUGUAACGGCCACAGCACUUGUGAGAAUCACAGUCAGUGCAUCGAGCCUUGUGCCAACAAUACUGGGGGAUCCCAUUGCCAGUACUGUGUGGAGAAAUUCUUUGGAAAACCAAUUAAUGGCGGACUCUGCAAACCUUGUAUGUGCAAUGAGCAUGGUGACACAUGCAAUCGUGAGACUGGACGCUGCAAUUGUCACACAAAAGGGGUAACUGGUGAUCACUGUGACCGAUGUGAUACUCAAAACAACUAUGUUGGUGAACCCCUGAAAGGAUCUUGUUUCUAUGACCUUCAGAUAGACUAUCAGUUUACUUUCAACCUCUCCAAACAUGAGGAUCGUCACAUACGCCAGAUCAACUUUUUCAACGUGCCAACAAAGAGUGAUGUAGAUACUGACUUCGAUAUACAAUGUUCGAAGGCAACCAACAUCAAGAUUUCAUCUAAAAUGACAAAUAGUCACGAAACUUGGAUCAUACGCAACUUUACUGGUAAAAGAAUCAAAAAGAGGUUCAGUUCUUCGGAUUACACGUUCGGGUCAGCAGACAACAACACAACAUUUCACGUCUACGUCUACAACUUCACGCCUCCCAUAGAGAUCAUUGUAUCGUUCUCCCAACACCCCAAGCUGGAUCUUGUGCAGUUCUUCUCCAUAUUCUCACUAUGUUUCCUGAUUUUACUGACUUUAGCAGCUAUACUUUGGAAGAUCAAACAGAAAUAUGACAUUUAUACCAGGAGACAGCGUCUCUUGGUGGAGAUGGAAGCCAUGGCAUCACGUCCCUUCCGCCCCAUCCUCCUGGAGCUCUAUCCGAGAGGCUCUGCCGAUACCCCCAACGCCAAUGGCAUCAUCUGCCCCACUCCCACCAACACCACGCCAACCCCCACCGCCAUCACCACAACGACCCUGGCCAAUAACUGCAACAUUCUGGGCACCAAUGGCACUGCCAAUGCCAUCAGCAGCUCCCUGACCAAUGCCACAACCAACUCAUUGUCCAGCCUCAACUCCAACUCCACAAACAAGGGAGUAUUCAAGGCUAACAACAUGAAGUCCUGCAAUAAUGUAAUGAGCAAUGCAACGUCACCGGAUAGCCUUCCUUCAGACACCUUAGAUGGCAUGAUGACGCUCAAGAAGAGAAAGAAGCAGAUCAACCCAAGUCCUAUAUCCCUGGAGCCUUGCAGUGGGAACCGAGCAGCCGUCCUCUCACUCCUGGUUCAGUUGCCUACCGGUGGGGAACCCUUCACACCGCCAGGACAUCCAGGUGGUCUGGCAAUAGCAAGCACUCUUGUAACGCUCGGAAACCCGAGGAAAUGUAGUUCCGACCCCAUAACUCUUACCAAGGGGGACGUCAACAAAAAUAAAGCUCUAAGAGGUAAACAACCAUAUUCCAGCCAUUCUCCUGACACCUGUAUUUAACAUAGGCCUUGCCACCAUCCUGUAAGAUGUGCAGAUGUAUCAUGUAUGAUAAGCCAUUGUUAACAAUAGUCACAUCCAAAUUUUAUAAUGUAGUAUGUAAUAAUGAUCAUAAUGAUUAGGUUUAGUAUUAGUUGUCUGAUGCCUUGAGCAGACAAAAGCAUUCUCUGUUGUUGCUUAUGUUGUCGCUUGCAGAAAGCUACAUUGACUUAAAACAGUUAUUUGGAAAAUGAACCACUGAAACAGGUCUUCAGAUGCACAGGUGUGUAUUUGAUGAUAUACAAAAUGAGAUGAGCAUUUUAUUCCUUUAUUUUUUUUUUUUUUUUUGCUGAGUUUAACCCUUUUGUUUCUUGACUUUAUUACCUACAGACAUUUACCUGUUUUUCCACCUUAGUUUGAAAGAAAGGAAAAUUGAUUUCCUGUAUGAUUACCUGCGAAAGGAUUUUUUUUUUUUUUCUUCUUCUUUUCUUUACUAUCCAUGUAUAAUUUCCUUGAAAUUUGGAAGUCUAUAAGCAGUUUUAUUUUUGUAUUUAAUAUUUUUUCAAUUUCAAGAAUGUCAACUGUUAUCAUUUCCAGGCCAGGAAUGUCACUACUGUCUGCUAAGGCCUUAGAUAUGUGUUCUAAGACGAGCUUAGAAGUUAAACAUGUUGAGUUAAACAAUACGAAUACAGUCCAGAAAUGGCCAAACGAAUUACAUAAUGCAACUGUACUGGGAUGUUGAGCCUGGACAGUCCUGGCCACACAAAGUUCCUACUUCUUUGUGGAAUAGUGAGAAGCGUAGCAACUCCACAAGGGCAUGGUGGCAGAAAUUCCUCUUGACACAUGCGUUUUUUCAUUGGCUGAAGAUUGUCCGGGUUAGGAACGAGUGUUGGAGUAUCAUCAUAUACACACGACUCGUAGUUUUUUAAUAAUGAAGUUUUAUUUGUUACGUAUCAUGCUCUGAUAGAUGCAGUUAUCAGUGAAAUAUGGAUAAUUUUUCUUUUUCUUUUUUCUUUGUCUCUUUAUUUCUUCUUUUUGCUAUGAAAGAGUGACCACUUCUCAUUUUCAUUCAUCUUUUUUUCCCCCCUACCUAUCAACCCUUGCCUUCACUCCCUUCCCUACCCAACCCUCCACCCCUCCCUCUAGCCAUCAGACUAACAGAAGACGUUACACGGAUUUGAUAGCGGCUUCGGAAGGGGCGGGGUGGGUGUGGUGGUAGGGUGGGGGGGGAAGGGUAGAAUAAAACAGGGGAAGGGGGAGAGCACCUAAAUGGAAUCCUGCGUACCAAGCACUUCUCAGGGAGUGGUUGAGAGUCUAGGCCUGGAUGUCGAGGGAGGGAGACGCGGACGGUGGCGGCUCAGGUGUUUGCCGUUUCUGGUUUCAGUGUCGAGCCAGUGGGAGGGAGAAAAGAAGGAAGGAAUGAUAAUUAGGGAUAAAGAGGAAUUCAGAUUGUCUAGUUCUCAGUCUUCUCUUUUUUAAGUUCAGUGAGAGUAUGUGAUAAUGUGGAACACAGUUCUUACGUUUGUUAUGAUGAUGAUGAGGAUUUUUUUUAUUAUGGAUAUUAUGAUUGUCAUUAUUAUUAUUAUUGUCAUUAUUAUUAGUAGUAUCAUCAUCACUAUUAUUGCAAUUAUUGGU